AUGCCGGACCUUUGCAGCGACCCUGAAGAUUGUGACUACAACGAGAUUCAAGACGGUGGGGAUCAUGGGAUUAGGGAUGGAGGCGGUGGGGUCUAUGGUCGCGGGGAUGAAAGAGGGGAGAAUGGGUACGGGGGUCAGGAUGGGGAUGAGUCUCGAAGUCAAGACGGUCGGGAAGCUGAAGAGGCAUUGUGGUUCGAUGAUGCGACACUCACGGGUGUGAUUGAAGCAGGGGAAGAAGCGGUAGCGGAAGUUGAGGAAAGUGAGCUGCCGGAUCUUGUAUCGCCUCGUACGAGCACGUCACCGGAUGUGGCUGAAACGGGUGUGACUGAAAUGCGUGUGACAGAAACGGAUGUGCCUGAAACGAGGCCUCUGAAUGAAAAUGAAGCGGCAGCAAGCGAGGAUGAACUGCCAGCACUUACCAGUGGCAGCUUUGGCGGUGGUACUAGCGAGAGUGACCAUAGCGAGUACGACGAGGACGAGGAAAACGAGGUAGAGGAAAGGUGGUGGCAAAGAGAGAAUCAGACCCCGGGCGUCAGGGGCCGUCACUAUAACGAGCACGACGAGAGCGACAAUAGCGAGUACAGCGAGAGUGACGAUAGCGAGUACGAGAUGGAGGAGAGGGAGGCAGAGAAUCGGAUCCCAGGCCGCAGGAACCGCGGGAAUUGGGCGGCGGAUCACUUUCUUAGCACUCUAAGACAACUGGAGGGGCUGUUGCUGGAAAUAGGAGGCUCGUGGUCUAGCCUUGAAGGGGAGGCGGAGGGAGAAGGACAGGAAGCGGAAAGGGAGGAGGAGGAUGGGGAGGAGGAGGAGGAAGGAGAGGGGGGAUGGAGCGACGAAGAGGAGGAGCAUGUGGGAGGGAGGGCGCGCGUGCCUCUGUUUCGCAUGGGCGUUGAGAGGCUGGCGUCUGGCUUUAACAGCGCACGGGGCAGGCGCGGACGGCGAGGGGUGAGGCGAGGGGGUUUGGCAGGGACUGGACCGCUAUCCGCAGCACAAGCGGCAGAAAUGGCACGGCUUGAAGGAGCUGCACCAGUGUUCAUGACACCUUUUCAGGAGGUCGAGGGAGCAAUUCCUGCUGUGCAGCAGGGCGAGAGGGAGAGAGUCGAGAGGGAGAGAGUCGAGAGGGAGAGAGGCGAGAGGGAGAGAGGCGAGAGGGUUCGAGGCGAGAGGGAUCGAGGAGAAGCACCUGGGAGAGCAGCAUCCGAGAGAGAAGUGUUCGAGAGAGAAGAGCGCGAGAGGCAGGCGCGUGAGGGAGAGGCACAGGCGUUUGUAGCCGAGCCCACAGAGGACAGGGGAGCGGGGCUGCUGAGGCGGCUGAGAGCAGCUCAGCAGCAGGCGCUGCUGCGGCUGGAGGUGGGGCUGGAGCGGCGCCUGCAGCAGCUCAUGCAGGAGCUGGUUGGGCCCUCCGUGCAUGUGGAGUUCAGCCUUCGCCGCGGCCGCCUUGUCAAUGCUGACGGCAGCCUUGCUGCUGGUGCUGAUGGCGGUGGGGGUGCUGGUGCUGCCGACGGUGCUGGUGGUGCUGGUGGUGCUGGUGGCGGUGCUGGUGGUGGUGGUGGGGGUGGCCGUUUGUAUGGUGCUGGUGUUCGUGGUGGUGGUGCUGGUGGGCUGGCGUUUGGCGGGGCUGGGUUCGAGGCUGGGAUACACUGGGGCGACGGACCUGCUGCUGCCGAACCUGCUGGCUUCUUAGGCGCGGGUGCUGCCACCACGGAUUCAGACGGAGUCACAACCACCACCAUCGUCUUUGGCAACCGAGGCGACUUUGGUAACCGAGGAGACUAUCUCGACGGCCCUGGUUUAGACGCUUUUCUCGACCAGCUUCUUGCGGCAGACGCCCAGCAACGCGGCAAUCCCCCAGCGGCGCUGUCCGCGGUCGACGCGCUGCCAGCUGUCGCCGUGAGAUUGGAGGACGUGGAGAGCGGCGCGUCGUGCUGCGCGGUGUGUAAGGAGGUGGCGGAGGUGGGGGAGGAGGUGGUGAGGCUGCCGUGCCGGCACUUGUACCACGGGGGGUGCAUUCGGCAAUGGCUUGCCGUGAGAAACUCGUGCCCCAUCUGCCGGUUUGAACUGCCCACUGAUGAUGAGGAGUAUGAGGAGCGGAGGAGGUUACGAGAGCAGGUGCAGGAGCAAACGGGGCGGUCGCAGGGGGUGGGGGAGGAAGUUAGGCGGCAGCAGAGAGAGGGGUCUGAAGCGGGGCAGCGGCAGGGGGAGGGGGGGGAAGCAGGGCUGUGGCAGGGAGAGGGGGGGGCGGAUGGGUGGCGGGAACAGGAACCGCAGCAGCAGGGGCUGCAGGAGAGGAGGCAGCAGAGAGAGGUGCAAGCAGAUGGGACUUUUCGGGAGCAGCAACAGAGGCAGGAGCAGGAGCAGGGGCGGGAGCAUGAGGUGGAGCAACAGCAAGAGGGGGAGGCACGUGCGGUAGAAGGAGAGCGGGAGCGGGAUUCAUUUGCAGCUGACAGCCUAAGAGGCAGUGAGCAGCAGCAGAAUGGCGCGACAAGAGCUGGCGUGCCGCCUGUGGGAGGAGGGGAUGGGGAGCAGGCUUUGGUUGGAGCUGGCAACCCAAGAGGCAGCAGUGAUCGCAGGCAGCAUGAGGUGGCACGAGCUGGCGCGCAGCAGGUGGCGGUUGAGCGGAAUGAGGAGUUGGAAGGCGACGGGAGUGGUGAUCAGAGGCGUUUGGAAGGAGGUAGUGAAGAGGGGUUGAGGCAGAGCCUGGGGGAGGACGAGGGGAAUGGUGUGGGGAGCAUGAGUUUGCACGGCCAUAACGAAGCAGUUCGUGGUGCGGGGAGGGGAAGGGGCGGGCGGGCACGCAGGCAAGGAGGCCAUUUGCUGCGCCUGGCUGGUGUUCUUGCAGCGUUUGCUCUCGGGAGGUCUGUUGUGAGGCGUAUUCGAAGAGGAGAGCCGGGUUUAUUGGAGAUGAGCUCAAGGGAGGAGUGA
Messenger RNA from Closterium sp. Naga37s-1, 2922 nucleotides. NCBI's taxonomy places the organism in Eukaryota, Viridiplantae, Streptophyta, Zygnematophyceae, Desmidiales, Closteriaceae. The record is from the annotation of a GenBank genome assembly.